This is a messenger RNA of Adelges cooleyi (spruce gall adelgid), 1169 nucleotides long. RefSeq names its product probable dimethyladenosine transferase. The record is from RefSeq and is a predicted model, not a curated record. The transcript is spliced from 7 exons. Gene Ontology annotation, molecular function: rRNA (adenine-N6,N6-)-dimethyltransferase activity. The coding region runs from base 171 to 1082 and encodes 303 amino acids. Gene Ontology annotation, cellular component: mitochondrial matrix. NCBI's taxonomy places the organism in Eukaryota, Metazoa, Arthropoda, Insecta, Hemiptera, Adelgidae. Gene Ontology annotation, biological process: rRNA methylation.
CCAAAUGUAAAUAUCACGAUUCACGUGUUUCAUUAUUGAGUAUUGAAUACUAAAUAGUGGGUACUGAGUAGUUACUAGUUACUACUCAUUCGAGGCAUAUUCAGUAUUCACCUGCACUGUAAUUACCUAUUUAAUUACCAGGAAAUUGGUUCAAAUAAUUAUAGUUUACAAUGCCUAAAGUAAAGAAAGAAAAAGGGCCAAGCGAAUAUGGCAAACAAGGAAUUAUGUUUAAAAAAGACUUCGGACAACACAUAUUGAAAAAUCCGUUGAUUGUUCAAGGAAUGGUAGACAAGUCAGGUUUAUUACCUACUGAUACUGUACUUGAGAUAGGUCCUGGAACUGGAAAUUUAACUAUCAAGUUAUUGGAACGUGUCAAAACAGUUAUUUCUUGUGAAAUUGAUGUUCGUUUAGUGGCAGAGUUGAAAAAACGUGUUAUGAACACUCCUUAUCAAAAUAAAUUGCAAAUACGUGUUGGAGAUGUACUCAAAUCUGAAUUGCCGUUUUUCAAUGUUUGUGUUGCUAACAUACCGUAUCAAAUAUCUUCACCUCUGGUCUUCAAAUUACUUUUACAUAGGCCAUUUUUUCGAUGUGCUGUUUUAAUGUUUCAAAGAGAAUUUGCAUACCGAUUAGUUGCAAAACCUGGAGAUAAAUUGUACUGUCGACUAUCAAUUAAUACACAAUUAUUGGCUAGGGUUGAUCUUCUUAUGAAAGUUGGUAAAAAUAAUUUUAGACCUCCGCCAAAAGUGGAAUCAAAUGUUGUACGAAUUGAACCUCGUAAUCCUCCGCCGCCAAUCAACUUUAAAGAAUGGGACGGCUUAACUAGGAUAGCAUUUUCCAGAAAAAACAAGACUCUAGGAGCGAUUUUUAAACAAAAUGCUGUUGCUGUGACUUUAGAGAAAAACUACAGAAUUUAUUGUUCCUUGAAAAAUAUGGAAAUACCAACAGAUUUUGAUAUUAAACAAAAGUUAGAUGAAGUUUUGAACACUAAUGAUUUUUGUGAAAAAAGAGCAAGGAAAAUGGACAUUGAUGAGUUUAUAGAAUUGCUUCUUGCAUUCAACAAGGAAGGAAUACAUUUUCAGUAACAAUAAGUUAAGAUAAAUUUUGUUAAGUUAAAUAAAAUAUAUAUAAUUUCUUAAAUAUGUUGAAUAAAGAUGACUUGUACAUUUGCA